Molecule: messenger RNA, 2048 nt
Organism: Dicentrarchus labrax (European seabass)
Lineage: Eukaryota; Metazoa; Chordata; Actinopteri; Moronidae
Gene: isl2a
Product: ISL LIM homeobox 2a
Biological process (GO): positive regulation of transcription by RNA polymerase II; neuron fate specification; axonogenesis
Cellular component (GO): nucleus
Molecular function (GO): cis-regulatory region sequence-specific DNA binding; DNA-binding transcription factor activity, RNA polymerase II-specific
Source: RefSeq, a predicted model, not a curated record
CUUCCACUUAACAAACAGAGAUCUGCAGGAAGCGUGCAUGCAUGGAACAAAAAAAUGAAACAAAAAAACUACUCUCACAGCCAGUCCAAGGAGCAAAAAGGAAAAAAAAAGAGAGAGAGGGGAGAGCAUGGGUCCAGGAGCAGAUUUGCAUGCCACCCUCUCCCCGGACCCACAGACGUCCAGGUUUGCAGACGUCACAUGGUCGAGGAUCUUUGUUUUCUCUCCACCUCUCGGUGGAGGAAUACAAGUUUAUCACCCAGCCAGAGACGACGGUCUCCUCUGCCGCUCCUCUCCUCCAUCUAUCGGCUCACUGGGCUAUUUCUCCUGUAUGGUGGAUAUCCUGCUCAACACUUCUUUCUUGGAUGAUAUGGGGGAUCAUUCAAAAAAGAAGUCGGGAAUCGCGAUGUGUGUGGGCUGUGGAAGUCAGAUACACGACCAGUACAUCCUGAGAGUCUCCCCGGACCUGGAGUGGCAUGCAGCCUGCCUCAAGUGUGCAGAGUGCAGCCAGUACCUGGACGAGACCUGCACUUGCUUCGUCCGAGACGGAAAGACAUACUGUAAAAGAGAUUAUGCAAGGUUAUUUGGCAUCAAAUGUGCAAAGUGUAACAUGGGCUUCUGCAGCAGCGACCUGGUGAUGAGAGCUCGGGACAACGUGUAUCACAUGGAGUGUUUUCGGUGCUCGGUUUGCAGCCGACACCUCCUGCCUGGGGACGAGUUCUCCCUGCGGGACGACGAGCUGCUGUGUCGGGCGGAUCACGGCUUGCUGGUGGAGCGGGCGUCUGCGGGGAGCCCGCUCAGCCCGGGGAACAUUCAUACCAGACCGCUGCACAUCUCAGACACGGUUUCGGUCCGGCAUCCUCCUCAUCACCGGAACCACGUCCACAAGCAGUCCGAGAAGACCACUCGGGUCCGGACGGUUCUGAACGAAAAGCAGCUCCACACCCUGCGGACCUGCUACAACGCCAACCCGCGACCGGACGCUCUGAUGAAGGAGCAGCUGGUGGAGAUGACCGGCCUGAGCCCCAGGGUGAUCCGCGUCUGGUUUCAGAACAAGCGCUGCAAAGACAAGAAGAGAUCAAUCCUGAUGAAGCAGCUUCAACAACAGCAACACAGCGACAAAACUAAUCUGCAGGGCCUGACAGGCACAGCUCUGGUGGCAGGCAGUCCUAUCCGGCACGACAACACCGUGCAAGGGAAUCCUGUGGAGGUGCAAACCUACCAGCCACCGUGGAAAACCCUCAGCGACUUCGCCCUGCAGAGCGACCUGGACCAGCCUGCCUUCCAACAGCUGGUGUCUUUCUCUGAGUCGGGCUCUCUGGGCAACUCCUCGGGCAGUGAUGUGACCUCGCUGUCGUCGCAGUUACCGGACACACCGAACAGUAUGGUGCCGAGUCCCAUCGACACGUGAAGAGGCCGUCGAGGUCAGCUGGAUUCCCCCCCUCCCUCCCCUCUAACCCCCAACCAUCCCUACACCAACCCAGCCCCCCCACCCCACCCCAACACCCCCGAGCGCGCACCCACGUCCUCUGGCACGGACGCGCAGAGACCUCAGUUACAUCCAAUGAAGAAACACGAAUAAUAAAGGGACCAGGAUGGAUUAUGCUCGAGGAUACAUUCAGGUCCCGACUGGAGGAUUGGAGGUCUGACUAUUCCUUUCACGUUUAAGCCUCUAAGCUCACGGUCUUGCUCAAGGACACUCCGGCAGGACACACAGCUGUUGAUGGACAUUGUGGGCUUCUACUUGCCUUCUACCAUGAUGCCAAUGCCUGAACUGGCCCAUGACGUGGUGAAUAUGUUAUGGGAAUCGAACACGUGAGCCUGCAUUGGACGUCUGAACGUUAAUGUUUACAGUAUGUUUAUCAGGAAACCCACAAUAGCUACAAACUGUGUAGAUGUGCAUGAUUUGUAAGUUUCAAUAUCGACUCUUGUAAAUGAAUGAAACAGAUGAGAUGCGCCCUGUUCGCGCUUUCUCCAGAAAAUAAGUUAUUAUUAUUUAUUAUGAGGACAGACAUAGCCUAUCUUAUCAAUAAAACAAUAGUUCUAACUGA